GGCAAUGCUUUUCAUGGCCUGCUUUUCAUGCAAGCUUUUGUUUGUUUAUGAUGAUUUCCUGGUUGUGUUAAUAUUGCAAAAUAUUCAUCAUUAAUUUGUUAAACAUACAAACACACGCUUAUCAAGAUGAAAUCAUAAGACAAAAACAUGCCUCACAUCUUUUGUUACCAGGCAAUUUUUCUUGCCACUGGAUGUCUUCCUGUUUAUGGCUACGCUGAUCAACUAGAACAAGACGGUGGAUUUACAACACACACGCUUGUAUUGGUUGGAGCAAUUAUGGUGAGUUUAAUAGUGCUCAUAUUUAUUCUCACAUUAUGUGGUGGAUGUACACCAAUGGAGGUAGGAAGUGAGAGCCAUUCAGCGUCCAGUGGAAACAAAACUCACCAUUCGAAGCAAUACAGUGCUAAUGCAACUGAUGUUAAUACCCGCAUACUGACAUCGGGCACUACACUAGCCAAUGAUCCAUACAUUCCUGACAACCAGCAACAGCUGCCCUAUUCCUCACAUCCGCAGACUGCCCACACAUUUACUGGCUAUCAGGCUCAGGUCCAACCAGGACCUGGGGGUCAAGGUCACACACUGUAUACAGGUGGUUACCAGGCAACAGGUGGUUACCAGGCAGCUGGGUCAGGAGCGCACAGGGCCGUGUUUAACUCUGAGCCACCGCCACCUAGCUAUUCAGAGUCAGUGGUUGUGCCGCCUGAACACAGAUCAACUGCCCCUCCACAGCAGUAUGGCUGGUGAAGACUUUUAUAUUGUUGAAGGGACUUGUUCACACAUUUUUAAAAAUGUGUCAUAAAAUUAUAAAUGUGUUUACUAACAAAUCUAUAUUUUUUAAAAUUCUAAACCAUUUAUAAAAGCAAGAGAAAAAGUUAAAUUAAUACAUUGACGCCCUAGGGAUUCAAACCUGGGGCCCCUAGAAGCAAAAGUUAUCGCAAUACUGUUGCGCCACUGGAAUCAUUCAUGCUAUGUUGUUAACAUAUUUUAAAAUUAUUGAGAAAAAGUGUUACAAGCGUUAUGUUAUUUGAGCGAUUUAGAAUAACAAUCAUCCAUUAUGAACCAAUAUUUUAAACAUUUUAUUUAGUCAGGAUUGUUAUUUUGCUUGUGUAAAAUGAUUUGUAUUUUUUUUUUUUGAAUCUCUUACAAUCAUUUUGAAAUUUGUCAUUUUAGCAAACUGUCAACAAGUCCCUUUAAGGGCACAGUUUUACAAUCAACAAAAGCUCAUACAUUGUACAAUUGUUUUAUAUUGUAGAUAUGUGACAGCAAUCGUGAUGACGAUAAUUAUUGUUGUUUACAAGAAAUUGUGAUCUGUUAAAUGUGUUCUUAGUCUGGAAGAGUGAAGAAUAAUUUAAAGUCCAUAAACACUCAAAAUCAAGGAAUAUUGCGUACAAUAUUUCAAAAAUUAAUGUUAACACAUAACAAAUCAAUGUUCCUUACAGCAAUAGUAAAAAUUUCAACACUAGAUGUGGUCUGGUAACAUAAAUUUAACACGAUACAAAAUGCUCGUUUUUAUCUUUUGUGUCAUAAUAUAUUCCAUGUGAAUUUCAGGCUACAAUAUCUGAACAUUUACGAGCAAACGCGAUUGGCUUUGCACAGCUUCGGAGGCAGGAUGGAGUUCUUAUGAAUCCGUCGCUCUAUCGACGUAAAAUCUAUGUUACCAUACCUCAUCUAGUGUUUAAAUUUUGGCUACGGUAUUCAUUGAAGGUUGCUUUUUUCACACAAAGAUUGUUCAGUGCUAAAUGUGAUUUUGUGGUUGUGUUAUUUUAUAUUUCAUGCUCAAUAACGAUGUAUGUUAAAAUGUUACGUUUGCUUUGUCCCUCCCCUCUCCUUAUUUAGGAUUGAUGUAUUAGUUGGCAGUCAAGUUUCUGAUUUUUGUUACUGUUUUAAUAAAAUCUUCAUCAAAAUUG
Dreissena polymorpha is the source of this 1907-nucleotide messenger RNA. RefSeq lists its product as uncharacterized. NCBI's taxonomy places the organism in Eukaryota, Metazoa, Mollusca, Bivalvia, Myida, Dreissenidae. Bases 148 to 744 code for a protein of 198 amino acids. The transcript has 3 exons. The record is from RefSeq and is a predicted model, not a curated record.